This is a messenger RNA of Parastagonospora nodorum SN15, 513 nucleotides long. RefSeq lists its product as hypothetical. The transcript has 4 exons. The record is from RefSeq and is a predicted model, not a curated record. Bases 1 to 513 code for a protein of 170 amino acids. NCBI's taxonomy places the organism in Eukaryota, Fungi, Ascomycota, Dothideomycetes, Pleosporales, Phaeosphaeriaceae.
AUGCGUUUCUCCACCGCCUCCAUCUUCGCUUGCGCUGUUGCGUUCGUCGCUGCCCAGGACUUGAGCCAGAUCCCCAGCUGUGCUCUUCCCUGCUUCGCCAGCGCCGUCCAGGGCUCCGGCUGCGGUCUCAGCGACACCAAGUGCCAGUGCACCACUGGCAACGCUAAGAUCACCGAGUCCGUCACUGCUUGCGCUCCCUCCAAGUGCCAGGCCGAUGACCUUCAGAUCUUCCAACUUGAUCUCUCUCUAACACCCAUAUCAGAGCUCGUCGCCGCUGCUGCUGGCAUCUGCUCGGCCGCUGGCUACCCCCUCCAGCAGGCUUCGUCUGCUGCCGCCGCUGCCUCUGGCGCUGCCUCCACCGGCAUGGCCAUGCCUUCCGGCUCUGCUAUGCCCUCUCGCUCUGCCAUGCCCUCUGGCAACUCCAGCGCCUCUGGCACCAUGAGCACCGGUGCCGCCGGCGCCAACUUCGUCAACGGCGCUCUCGUCCUCGCCAUGGGUGUCCUCGCCUUGUAA